UCGAGCCCGUGAUCGACGUGAGCGUACGCGUUUUCCCGCAGCGCGCGCCGUUCGCCGCUUUCUUCGAUCGAACGCUAUAGAUACACAUACAUACACGUAUACGCACAUAAGGAAUCGUCGCGAGGUGCCGUGUAUGGAAGCGCGCGUGAUUUUUGAAUUUUCCAACAGUGGACGAACAGUGCCAAGAAAGAGUUAUAUUUGCGCUAGGCGAUCUCGCGCGCUGGUUUCCCACGUGUGUUCACUCGCUCGGCGAAUCUAGUUGCUGCUGCUGUGUUCUACUGUGUACCGGUGCUGGUGCAGGUGCCCCGAGCUGAACUCUGCGCGCUCGUCGAAAGGAACCUUUUAUGCGGAUACUUGCGAUAACUUUUGUAGUGAGUUCGUGCGGUCCAAAAGUUCGACGACACUGCGCUGUGAUACGGUGCUCCUGCUGGUCCUGCUCAACCUCCGCACCAAGAUCCGUGGCGAGUUAAGCAAGUGGAAAAUUGCUCAGCCAAGAUAUGUGCAGCGUUUGACGUGCGGGAGAAGCAUAACUGAAGCGAGUGUCAAGUUUGAUCAGUGAGUUCUCGGUGAUGGACGAACGCUGCUGCUGGUCGCGCGCAGUAGCAGGCCGGUGCCGGCGGUGCCCGAGUGACAGAACUGAAGCAGCGAGUGCCGCUUAACGAGACACGCAAAGUGCCGUGUUUUUGAUGCUGUGCUCCGGGCGCAUCGCGGCAGUAGGCGAAUCGUCGCGGGCCGCGCGUUUCAUGUAACGGGAUAAGAGAUUCAGGAGGGAGGCGGAGGAGGAGGACGAGGAGGACAACAACCGGGAGAGCAACGACGACGGUAUACGACGAGUAGCGCUGUUCCCGUCAGGUGAAAGCUCAGCGUCAAAAUGAUCAUGAGAAGCAGGCAGAAUCAUUACUCGUACGAGACCGUCGUCGCGCUGUUGCUCGCCCUGGGCAUCGUCCUCGCGAGGCUCGACUUCAGCUUCGCGCAAGGGGUCCCGCGAACAUUUUCGACUAGGCCUUUCCGAGGAGUAUUUCCUGUUGCAGGACCACCGCAACUCGCCAAUGCAGUACUUGAAAACACGGCCGAGCUGCCGUGCGACAUCCGACCGCCAACGCCCAACGACUCGUACGUUCUCGUCGUCUGGUACAAGGAAGACGUGAACCCCAUUUUCAGCUACGACAUCAGAGGAAAGCACGCGGGUCAGCCGUCGCAGUGGAUGGCCGACUAUCUGCACCAGCGGGCGUACUUCGUGACGGACAAGAAGCCGACGAAUCUCAGAAUCGACCGCGUGGAGAAGUCCGACGAGGGCGAGUACAGGUGCCGAGUUGACUUCAUGAAGAAUCCAACGAGGAAUUCGCGCAUCCAUCUCAGCGUUAUAAUUCCACCCGUCAAGCCGAACAUCAUCGACGAACAGGGCAAACCCGUGCAAUCGGAGGCUGGACCUUACGUGGAGGGCGGCGACAUGAGACUCACCUGUCUCGUAACUGGAGGACGACCCGAGCCAGCGGUAAGAUGGUGGCGAGACCGGGAGCUCCUCGACGCCAAGGACGGCCCGGGCGACUUACAGUCGACCAGGCGGAGCACAUUGGUACUGAAGAAUCUCAGCAGGACGCAUCUGCACGCGAAAUUCACCUGCCAGGCGUCCAACAACAACAUCAGCCUUCCCGUCUCCACGUCCGUUGCCAUCGAGAUGCACCUUCGACCGCUGAACGUGUCGAUAUUAACGAGUGAAGAGGCGCCGCUGAGUGCGGGUCGAAAGUACGAGAUCAACUGCAUGACCUUCGGCUCGAGGCCGGCUGCCAACCUCACCUGGUACAUGGAGGGUCAGCGGCUCAGCAAUUACACUCAGACGAUAUCGCCAGAUGGAAACAUGACGUCAUCAAUUUUAACUCUCACGCCGUCGCUGGAGGACAACGGCAAGUUGAUUACGUGUCGAGCGGAGAAUCCAAGAGUCAAAGGCGCUGCCCUGGAGGACACGCUGAAGCUCAACGUUUUCUACGUGCCGAUACUGAAGCUCCAGCUGGGCUCAAACAUGAAUCCCCGGGACAUCGAGGAGGGCGACGACGUCUACUUUGACUGCGACGUAAGAGCCAAUCCCGCGGCGUACAAAGUCGUCUGGAAGCACAAUGGCAACGUGCUGCAGAACAACGCGAAGAUGGGGAUGAUCGUGCAGCAGACGAGCCUGGCGCUGCGCAAGGUGAACCGCUCGCAGUCGGGCAACUACACGUGCAUCGCCAGCAACGUCGAGGGCGACGGCUACAGCAACAGCGUCGAGCUCAAGAUCAUGUACAAGCCGAUCUGCCUGCCGGGGCAGAAGCGCAUCUACGGAGUGGCGCGACAGGAGGAGGCGCAGGUGAUCUGCAGGGUGGAGGCCUAUCCACCGCCGGACAAGUUCCACUGGGCCUUCAACAACACCGAGGAGAUGGCGAACGUGCCGGAGGCCCGCUACAAGGACUCAACCCGGCAUACCGAGAGCGUGCUCACCUAUAAGCCCGUCAGCGACUCCGACUACGGCACGGUCCUGUGCUGGGCCAGCAACACCGCCGGCCAGCAGACCAACGCCUGCAUAUUCCACAUCAUCGCCGCAGGUAAGCCCGAGCCGCCGUACAACUGCACGCUGACGAACCAGACGACCCAGUCCCUGGCGGUCGAGUGCACGGCCGGCUUCGACGGUGGCCAGAGCCAGCACUUCCAGCUCGAGGUCUACGACCAGCAGACGGGCCAGCUCUGGGCGAACGUCAGCUCGAGGGAUAGCGCCUCCUUCAGCGUGCACGAGCUCGAGCCGGGCCGCGUGCUGCGCAUGGCCGUCUACGCGGUCAACUCCAAGGGUCGCAGCGACUCGACCCUCCUCGAGGGCUUCACCCUCAAAAUCGCGGAGAAGCAGACUGUGCGCGUACUGUUCACAGGAACUCCUGUGCCUUUCGAAAUCACGCCUCUGCUCGGCAUCCUUAUCGGCGUCGUCACGGCGCUGCUGCUCUGCACGGUUACGAUACUCUUAGCCCUGAAAGUCAGGAGCGACAGGCGAGCCCAGCGUCCCGGCGACCUGCCGCUCAAGAAGGCAACGGCUCCGAGCUCGGAGGACCUCUACGACGCCGACGACCGGAAUCCCGACGUUGUCCCUACCAACAAAGACUCGGAUUACCAGCUGACGGGAUCGACGGCAGGCACACCGCUGGCGGUGCAGGGCACGCCGGAGGGGCUCUCGACGUCGUCACUGCCUCCGGGUAGUCAUCAGCAACAGCAGCAGCCGGCGGCGGCGAAUCAUCCACCGGCCUACUCUCACAACGACUACAACAAUUAUCCAACGCUGCCGCUGAGCGGCGAGGUGACGUACGCGGAGCUGUGCCUGGCGCGACCUUCGAGCCUGACCACGGCCGCGGGCACCGACUGCAAGCUGGCCAGCAUCGGCGGCCUGAGCAGCCUCGCGGGCUUCAGCAGCGCGUCCAGCGGCAUAAUCGUCGGCGGUGGCAAGCAGCAGCCCGGUGGCGUGGGCUACGCCAAGGCCGAGGCGACGGUCUACGCGUGCAUCGACCACAGUGCUCGACCGCCGAAGCCCCUCGUCGAGCAGAUGUCGCUGUCCCCGGCCUCGACGACGGCCGGCCUCAACAUCAUUCAGCAGGACUCGCUGCAGCUCAAGCAGGUGCUGCCCGGCCAGCACCAUCCGCGGGAGGUGGUGACGGUGCGAACGCCCCUGAUAUCGAGUCAGGAGAGCUGUGUAUAGGGUCGGGACUCCGACGCGCUCAACGUCAACGAGUACUACGUCUGAUCGCCGAACGCGUCGAACCUUGAAAUUAGCUCCCCCGCAGCAGCAGCAACAGCAUCCCCGACAGCUACGUGUUCUACUUGUCCCCCCCUUGACCCGUACCAAGCCAGCACAGCGGCAGACCCGAAGAUUCGAGGCUGGUAAGUCGCCCGGCGCCGCGUUGUGCUUGCGAUGAUUGAACGAGGGAUACGGAGAGAUGGUAGAGAAAGAGAAACAGACGCCGCGCGACGCGAAAGUGGCGAGUGCGAGAGCUUUCCGCUGAUUUGGCAACUUUACCGGGUUUCGCUUCCUUAUCCGAAGUCGACUGCCGCCGUCGACGCACAGACCUUGCUUUCUUCCAUCGCUCUCUGCGUACUCGUAUGACCCCGUUGAGCGUUCUGUACACUUGCACACGCACACGCCCACGCAGACACACACAUACACACAGUACGACGGUGAUAUGCGAGAUUCCGCAUCGUUCAGGGAACGGAGUCGCACACCGCUUACGCCCCAAUCAUCGCGGGGAAUCGACGAAGGUAUUACGCGCGCUUAUUCCUUUUAUCGCGAAAAGUACGUAAAAGUCGGACGGCGCGCCUCUCGACGAAAGAAGCAUUUACUCGUGCCAGUAAAAAUGUAUAACGACAAUUGUAUAAAUCCAUCUUCUGUAAUUACUUCCGUACUUACAACGAUAGUUUUCUAAUCUUUUUUUAUACUAAAUAUACUAAUCAUUUGAUUGGUUGAGUCAAGACGCGCCUAAUAAUCAAUUGGCGAGCAUGCGCCGAACUUUGAGUUUCGCAUUUUCGGCAGCGUUGUCAAUUCGAGAGCACGCGCUGAACAGCGGUUGUAAAUACUCGCAUACACAUAUAUAAUGCACGCACUGUAGGAGUCGGCGCAGCCAAAGGGCGAGAACCGGUCGAUACAGCGUCGAGAGUGCUCAUUCGGAUUCCGGACGAUUUAGAAAGAUACUGCAGUAGCACCAGUGUAUACAACAACCACACGCCGCGUCGCAAAUCACCAGUUGACUGCGAUAAAACACAGACGUGCACGGACACACACUCACUAGCGGGAGAGAGAAACACGUGUCGCAGCAGCGCUUCUCUCGUUUUUCGCAAUAGCGGCCAUCUCGCGCAGUUUUUUAUUUGAACAUUAACGCGUUUAAUUAGACUCGGUACAGCUGCCUCUCUCCGCUGUCUCCCGGCCCAGCCGGCCUCAUCACUCUCCAUUUAUAUAGCGUUGUCGAGUCGAGUCUGGUAUGUAAACAGCUGGGAAGACAAAACAGACAAGAGAGAGAGAGAUAAAAAGAUGACACAAAGACACACAUACACACACACACCAAACGCGCGCGCUGUAUCGAGCGGGUGAGCGUUGUAAAUACCUGUAAAUAACCAAUCUUUUUGCGAAUCAUGCAAGGCGGAGUCGGAGAAUGAGGCGAGGGUGAAUUACGGCGAAUAAUUAUUAAGUAACGAACGAGACAAUUAUAAAGAUAAGCAGAGGCGAGAAGAGACUUUUAAGCAUUAAUCUUGCGUUAUUUAAGAGAUUAGAGAUAUUUCAAGCUCGCUAAUCGAGAGGACUAUAGAGGCGCGCGCUCGCGCGAAGAGCUCAUUCUUCUUGUUUCUUUGGCGUCGCCAAGUCGUCGAAUGGAAAACUCGCAGUCGGAAUUUGAAUUGUUUACCCAUUGACACGCUCUUGCGGGACGUGCUAUUUUAUUCGACAGCAAGGUCACCCUCGAUAUUAUGACAGUAGUCUGUAGGGCACUACAAGCCGCGAGUUAUAAAGCCCUCGAAGACCUUUCGUUAGGCGUCAAAAUUUUCAUCGUUGAGAAUAAACAAUAGAACGUGUGCGAUUUUUCCAUCGCGAGACUGGCGACCGUUGUCGAGCGGAUCGACGACUCUUUCGAGUUACCUACAUUGUAAGAUAAUCCAUGGCACAGCAUACAUAUUUUUCCAAAGUGCGUUAAUCAAUUGAUAUCGUUUGCGAGUACGUCGCUGCGAAGAGAGAAAGAGAUAGACGUGACACAACAGCAGAGAUGCGGUUUGUGAAAAUAUAAAAAAAUAUAUUAUAUGUAUAUUAUAUUAUAUAUGUAUAUGACAAGAGGAGAAGGAAAUAAAAAUGAAAUACAAUACAAAAAAGUGUAACAUCGUGAUUAUAAUGAUUGCGGACGCGGACAAAUAUUGAGUAACAAAAAAUGUCUUUCUUCUGUAUGCAUGUUCGUGAUCAUUGUACAUUUCGAAUAACUAAGAGAGCGAAUGCGAGUGCGAAGUGAGGUUACAAGAGCGAUAUAUAGCCGCGUAUGAUGCAUGCGUCAAGAGAGAUGGAAACGCGGACAAGACAGCGAGGUGCGCGCUCGGAACACAUCGAUUUCGCUUGUGACAUUUUUAUUCCUCCCGGUCCAUUAGCUGUAAAGUAUUUUGCGGAUUGUGUCGCUCUACAUCCUGGCUUUCGCGGCUUCGUUCUCUUCCCCCAUCCCUCGUUUUUUUUCUUUAUAUUCUGGUUACUCGAUGCGCGCGCGUGCUGCGGAGCAGAGCGAGUCUAGCUUCCACUUUGCGUUCGCCCGGCAGCCGACGAUCUGACCCAUGUGUUAGCAGCACUGGGUUCGUUGGGAGGUCGCGCCGACCGCGAGAAACCAUUUUCAGGUAUUUUAAGCACGCGCCUCGUUAACGAUUUGAGGAUUUUGUACGCCACCGCGAAACGAUGUCGGUCGAAUAUUUUCGGGGCACCGGUGCUACACCGGCCCCUCGCUCGCUGCCGCUGUACGCGAAUUCUCGCAGAGUGGGCCAAUCUCUCUCACCCCGACCGCCACCUCUCCCUCAUCCCUCUGCUGCGCGCAAAACGGAUGACCUUUUUUCUGUCGAUUUUUUCUCCGUCCCUUUUCCUGGCACGUUUUAUUUUAUUUCAUUCCCGCGCGCGGUCUCGAUUUUUAUUUAUUGCAUUGGAGAAGCGCCACCACGGGAGGAAAAUACAAAAUGUCAGAGUGAAAAGUGUCAGCCAACGAAAUAGAAAAAUGUUUGAAAAAAAGCACACGCUCGCGAGCCGUGCGCGAAGCGAGAGCGAGAAUAUCUGUAGCGAAAAUGCGAGAGAGAGAAAAUUUAUUUAUCGCGUUAUCAUGUGUUGUUGUGGCGUGUACUUUGGUCCUUUCGGUUUUCCAUAGGAUGCGUGUAUAAUAACGAGAAUUGCAAAUACGUUUUACGAGGGAAAAAAGACCUACGUGUUAUGUUACAAAAGCAAGUAUAAAUAUGCGAAUGGAUGUUUAAGAGAGAAAAAUAGAAUAAAAAAAAGACGAGGAAGAGCCGGCAGCGAUAUUUAAAAAUUCCUAAUGUUACACAAAUUCAUCGUUUUAUCCGUGUUUUGCGUGCUGCUUGAACGGCGCGUCGAAUUUUAUCGACGACCGCGGCUGCGCGCGAGCAGUUCUCCGGCUAUAUGAAAAAUUGCCGCUGCGGCCGGGGCGAUUGCGAGCGCGCGCGGUCGCGACGUCUUGUUGUACAAUACUAUAAAAGAGGUUGCGAGAGAGAGAGAGAGAGAGAGAGAGAGAGAGAGAGAGAGAGAGCGUGUGAAAGAGAGGAUUUGAACCUCGGCGAGCGGCCGAUUUUACAGUUGUAAGCGAGAAGAAUGGAUGAUGACUCCAAUAAUACGGAGACGGAUGAAAAACCGACGACCAUAUACGUGUAUUCACAAUAAUAAUAGAUCUAUAUAUACAUACGUCAUCGUAUUAUGAAAUAAACGUGUUGAUAUGGAAAGUGGA
Molecule: messenger RNA, 7469 nt
Organism: Nasonia vitripennis (jewel wasp)
Lineage: Eukaryota; Metazoa; Arthropoda; Insecta; Hymenoptera; Pteromalidae
Product: synaptogenesis protein syg-2
Exons: 16
Coding region: 872-3709 (945 amino acids)
Molecular function (GO): protein binding
Source: RefSeq, a predicted model, not a curated record